Messenger RNA from Planococcus citri (citrus mealybug), 7594 nucleotides. RefSeq names its product sodium/hydrogen exchanger 9B2-like. NCBI's taxonomy places the organism in Eukaryota, Metazoa, Arthropoda, Insecta, Hemiptera, Pseudococcidae. The coding region runs from base 244 to 1836 and encodes 530 amino acids. The transcript is spliced from 11 exons. Gene Ontology annotation, cellular component: membrane. The record is from RefSeq and is a predicted model, not a curated record. Gene Ontology annotation, molecular function: antiporter activity. Gene Ontology annotation, biological process: proton transmembrane transport.
ACCAGUUCAGUUUGGAAUUUUUGUGUAUGUUCAAUACGUGUAAGUGAUUUGAAAGUUCGUGUGGGUGUUCGAUUUUUUUACGCGAGUUCUCAUCUUCAUUUUCGUCUUCGAAACAUACAUACGUAUACAGGAAUUCGAUACAUGGUCAACGUAUGCGUCACUGAUGGCUUCCUCAACCCACGACCAGAAAAUUUGACGUUUCCUUUCAUGAAAAUCUACCUAAAUUGUAUUUCCAAAUGAAGAAUGUUUCCUUUAGAAUUAUCAAAUGAAAAAACUGGGAUUCUGCGUCAAUGGGAUAUGAAUAGGAAUUACUCGUAUGGAGCUUGUGAUGCAGCCGAAAAAAAUGUCGGAUCUCAUUUAUCGCCCGAAAAAGCCAGCCCUGAUGCGAUUAUCGAUGGAAAUGCACGACCGAAAAAUUUCGUCAAAAGACUACUCCAAGCUCCGUGCGGUGAUAGCCCCAGAGUACUCAAUUAUAUCACUUUGAUAAUCAGCGCUUUAUUAAUAUGGGCCUUAUUAUACACGUUAUUACAUCACGAAGUGAAGCCAGGAGGACGACUAUUCGCACUGAUAGUUUUAACAAUAUCAAGCUACUUUUGCGGAUGGCUAGUCUCACUGGUGCGAUUACCUCCACUGCUGGGGAUGCUGCUAUGCGGCAUAGCUCUUCGAAAUAUAGGAUUUUUCAAUAUGACAGGCGUUUAUACAGAAAUCGUCGUAACUAUAAGAGAAAUCGCGCUUUCGACUAUCUUAUUAAAGGCUGGCUUGGGUUUGGAUGCAUCUGCGCUAAAAAAGCUCAGUUUCGUCGUGGCUCGUUUGGCAUUCACGCCGUGUUUCACGGAAGCUGCCGGAGCGGCGGUCGCGGCUCACGUGUUAAUGGGAAUGCCUUGGAUGUUGGGAUUGUUACUCGGUUUCGUACUGAGCGCUGUCAGUCCAGCUGUCGUAGUUCCUACUUUAUUAAGUCUCAAAGAGAGAGGAUACGGUGAAAGUAAGGGAAUAUCAACGCUGGUCAUCGCCGCUUCCAGUAUAGACGAUAUAAUAGCUAUUUCCGGAUUCGGCGUUAUUUUAGGAUUAGUGUUUUCAAAAGGUGAUAUAGUAUCCAAUAUCAUACAGGGUCCAGUUGAAGUCGCCAUCGGUAUAGCAGUCGGUUUCGGAUGGGGAUUCGUUGCAGCAUGUUUUCCACAUCGUAACGAGGAACACUUGGUGUUCAAACGUUCAUUUAUGGUGGGUGGAGGUGGACUCGUAUCCGUCCUCGGAAGCAAUAUGAUUGGUUACUCGGGCUCGGGCCCCCUGGCUACCAUCAUUCUCUCAUUCCUCGCCUCAUUAUGCUGGAAAUGGCAAGGCUGGUCGAAUUCAUACAAUCCAGUGGCCGAAGUGUACAGCACAGUGUGGAUCUUCCUUCAACCAUUACUCUUCGGAUUGAUAGGAACGGAAAUUAAGUUUUCAGAUAUCGAUAUGCAGUUGAUUUGGCAAGGACUUGCGGUACUAGGGUUCGGUUUAAUAGUUCGUGUAAUUACGUGCUGUGUAGUACUCAUCGGCGCCAAUUUGAAUUGGAAAGAAGUACUUUUCGUGAAUUUGGCUUGGUUACCAAAAGCCACAGUUCAGGCAGCGCUUGGACCUGUAGCAUUAGAUUUGGCCAAAAGUAAUAAGCGACCCGACGUCGAACCAUGGGCUCAAAAUGUUCUCACCAUCGCCGUUAUUUCUAUUCUAAUAACAGCUCCAAUCGGCGCUGUUGGUAUUUCCCUCGGUGGACCAAGAUUACUCAGUAACGAACCAGUUCCAAAUAAAAAAUACAAAAAAGAUAAACAAAUCGAAGUGGCUGUGGUCGAAGAUCAAAUGUAAAUAAAACCAAGCUUGAAAAUUUUUACCUAUAAGCAUGUUAUAUAGUAGCAUCUAUACUAUGUUCCUAUAUGGCAUAGAAAUGAUUUUUAGUCGUAAUAUACCUAAUUACCAAUACUAUACCGAACCCUACUACAUAAAAAUAAUACCUAUACUUUAUUAAUUACGUGAAUUGUAGUGCAAUAUACCUGUGAUAAUUAGCCCUUUUCUGUGAUUCGACAGUCUAUUUUUCCUCAGAAGGGUUGCCAUUGCCUAUUUAAAAUACGUACUUAGGUAUUGCUUCGAUAAAACAAAAACAAAAAAAAAAAACAAAAACUCUCGAAAUCAGAUUGCAGCAUUGCUUCACAAGUUCACAUACCUACAAGUACAUUAGACACUCCUGCAGUUUCACACUAGUUUCUUCGUACUUGAAUUUCCUUUUCAUUAUUCACAUCGCGGACUACUCAAGUAGGUACCUAUCUAUACCUACUCAUUAAAAUGCAUCGUAGUUAUUUGGAGACAAAAUUAAAUUACCUACCUAUAAAUAAUAAAUUCGUUCAUAAUUUUUCUCAUUUUUCACGACUCAAUUUACUCGUCAGAGUUGGAAAAAAUUUCCAAGAAUAAAAUUUGUAAUUUCGAAAAUUCGCUUCCGAAAACAUUAAUUCCUUCUUCUUUCGUCACUAUACGGAUCAAAUUACUCGUACUUGUAUUUGAAAAAGUAACUUUUAGAUUGCUGCAAAUGAAAGAAUUGUAUCACUUUUUAGCAAGCGUAGCGAAUAAGCGCGAAAACCGUUGAAUUUUAACGCGAGCUGUCAUUCGCAUAAUUUUAAAAGCUAUCGAUUCCAUCGCAUAAGACUGAUACUUUCGGCGCAAGUAAUUAAAUCUUCUAAAACAUUUGAAACUCGAACGUAAUAAACCCCCUGGCCCCUUCUAACCUAAGUCUAACUUUCUGCAACCUUCGACGUAAAGAAUUUCAAGCCAGUCCCUGUAGUACGUACAUUCGAAUAAAUUUGAAGCAUACGUUUCCAAAACGCACUAAGUCCAUUUUCAAAGAUUCUGAGGUUGCAAGGCCAUCUGGCAUAAAGUUGAAGCCCAAAAUGGCUGAUUUUUUGAUAUGUUGUGCCCCAGGGUCUUGGCUACAACAUAUCAAAAAAUCAGCUAAUUUCAGCUAUUUCUACGUUUCCAAAUUGUACUAAGUACCAUGAAUUUCUUAUCAAUAUUUUUUUGGACUUAGUGCGUUUUGGAAACGUAUGCUUCAUUUACUCUCCUUUUCGUCUUAAUGUAGUCCGCAUAUUUUUUUCCAAGAGUAUUCCUUAGGCCCCUUUUAGAUUGGAAUUCUUUCUCUUUUUUUUCUUUCUUUUGUUUUCUAAUCGAAACAUGUGAAGACUGUUAAAUUUAAAUGUUUAAUUUUUAAUUGUUAAAUACACCUUUAAUUAAUGUUUAGGUAAUUUCACGCAGAUCGGAUGCCAUAUUUCACGCUUUUUUAUUGUUAGAAAAUAAAUUAUUCGGUAGUUUUCUUCGUCAUCCUCGUCACGUACCAUCGGCUUUUUUUCUCCAGUCAAAUUAACCCUGCUCGAUAACAAAUUCGCUGUUACCUAUUUAAUUUUUGUACAUUGAGAUCUAUUACUUUUGUUCUAUUUUUUAUUCGUACUUUAGUUCAAAUGUGAUACCAUUAGUUUUUUUUUGUUUUGUUGAAUUUUCAUUAUUUUACUGUAGGGUACACUUAUUACUAUGCAUAUAGUGUGUUUCAAAAGCCCUUCCCCUCCUCCAAACAUUAUUAUGUUUUUGGACUAGAGGAAUAUGGUGCAUAUACCUAGAUACUGAUUUUAACAAUGUUGCAUCAUUGAUUUGCAUCGUGGGGGAAUACUUUCAGCGAUGUUAUAGUCCGGCAUAUGACAAUAGGAGUAAUUGCACCCCCCCCCCGGCCGAUCCACCGGGACAACUUUUUUCUUAAAAGGGACAUCCUAAGGAACAUUUUAAAGCAAACUUUCCAAAAAAAAAGUUGGCCUUACUGACAAAAUGGCGGCCAUUUUGAUUGACAGGUCAGACGAAAUCGUAGAUUUUGCGUUUCAACAUAGGACUUGCACGAAAUUUUUCAAACUUUACAAAGGUAGAUCGAAAGAUCAUCCAGCAAUUUAUCACCUGUCAAAAUUUCAAGUGCUAAAGUGCGUUUUCCGAUUUUUUGUGAAUUUUUGAAAAUUGAAUUUAGGCCAAAAAUGAGGGAAAAAAUCAAAAUUUUACCAAAUUGACCAAGAAAGCUGAAAUUUGGAAUAUACCCGAUUUUCUACAUGCCAAAUCGAUUAGAAACGGUUUUAACCAGUUUUUUGAGAAGUUCUAGAGCCUCCAGCAGAUUUUUAGAACUCGAAAUUCCUACAAAAUUUCAUCAAAUUGGAGUUGUAAAGCUGAAAUUUAUUCUAAAAACUGAUUUCAAUACGUUACGAAGUACUGCACGUGAAUUUCAAGUCGUUUUGGAGCCUCCAGAAACUUUUUGAAAAUUCCUGAAGCCUCCAGCAGAUGUUUGAAACUUUAAAUUUUCACAAAAUUUCAUCAAAUGGAGAUGGAAAGUUUAAAUUUACUCUACACUCCAAUUUUAACAUCCUCUAGAUACGACAUCAGGUAGGUUCAAGUCAUUUUAGAGCUUCCAGCGACUUUUUUGAAAAUAACUGGAGCCUCCAGAAGAUUUACUGAGAUGGAGAGUCGAAAUUCAUUCUGCAAACUAAUUUCAAUACGCUACGAAGUUGACUGCUGAUGGAUUUCAAGUCAUUUUGGAGCCUCCAGCGACUUUUUAAAGGUUGUAUGACGUUUUUUUUUGGAAAAUUGAAAUUUCCUAAAAGUAGCUGAAAGCUUCAAAACAAUUUGAAACCACCAUGUAGUCUGCGAAGUAAAUUUCAGCUUGCCAACUCCAUUUGAUAAAUUAAUGUUGGGGAAAUUUCAAGUUUCAAAAAUCUACUGGAGACUCCAGUAAAUUUCAAAAAAGUCGCUGGAGGCUCUAAAAUGACUUGAACCCACCUGAAGUCGUCUUCAGAGGGUGUUAAAAUUGGAGUGUAGAGUAAAUUUCAGCUUUCCAUCUCCAUUUGAUGAAAUUUUGGGGAAAAUUAAAGUUUCAAAAAUCUGCUGGAGGCUCCAAUAAUUUUCAAAAAAGUCGCUGGAGGCCCUAAAAUGACUUGAACCUACCUGAAGUCGUCUUCAGAGGGUGUUAAAAUAGGAGUGUAGUGUAAAUUUCAGCUUUCCAUCUCCAUUUGAUAAAAUUUUUUGAAAAUUUAAAAUUUCAAAAAUCUGCUGGAGGCUUUAGAAAUUCUCGAAAAGUUGCUGGAGGCUCCAAAACUACUUGAAAUUCACCUGCAGUACUUCGUAGCGUAUUGAAAUUAGUUUGUAGAAUGAAUUUAAGCUUAACAACUACAAUUUUAUGGAAUUUUGUGGGAAUUUCGAAUUUCAAAAAUCUGCUGGAGGCUCCAGAACUGCUCAAAACGUGUUGAAACCGUUUUCAAUCGAUUUGGCAUGUCGAAAAUAGGGUUUAUCCCAAAUUUCAGUUUUCUUGGUCACUUUGGUAAAAUUUUGAUUUUUUCCCUCAUUUUUGGCCAAAAUUCGGUUUUCAAAAAUUCACCAAAAAAUCGAAAAACGCACUUUAGCACUUGAAAUUUUGACAGGUGAUAAAUUGUUGGAUGAUCUUUCGAUCUACCUUUGUACAGCUUGAAAAAUUUCGUGCAAGUCCUAUGUUGAAACGCAAAAUCUACGAUUUCGGCUGACCUGUCAAUCAAAAUGGCCGCCAUUUUGUAAGUAAGGCCAACUUUUUUUUGGGCAAGUUUGCUUUAAUAUGUUCCUUAGGAUGUCCCCUUCAGGAAAAAAGUUGUCCCGGACGAUCGGCCGGGGGGGGGGGGUGCAAUUACUCCUAUUGUCAUAUGCUGGACUAUUAUUGCUGAAAAUUAUCCACCCAUAAAAGUGGAGACUAGAGAUCACUUCAGCAUAAGAAUCUAAAAAUUUUGUGGGAAAUACUUUCUCGAAAUACAUUUUAAAAUUAGCCUACCUAUUCUUGGAUCUGAUUUUAAAUUAAAUUUCAUGUGAUUUACUCAUUUUUAAAAAAGAAACAAUUGAAAAAAAAAAAUUAAACUAAAAUGUGUACAUAAACCAAUAUUUUCUCAAUUACAUGUUAGUACAUCAAGUACAAAAACAAUCUCUGAAUUAAAUCUUUCUAACGUGAUUGGUCAAUUAAAAAAAAAAUCGUUGCAAGAGAAUAAUUUUCCACUAUUGGCAAUUCAGUAUUAAUUUAGUUUAGUUUUACUUUAUUUAGAUAAAAAUGUUCGCUCAAAAAAACAUCAUGUUUAUUUUCAUUUUAAAAAAGGCACUUGUUUUUUUUUAUUACCUACUUAUUAUGUAUUUCUUUUUUAAAGUGAAAUUACGAUUACCAUAAUUUAAAAACAAAAAUUUUACCAUUUUUAUUAUAGUUACUUUUUGUUGAUUAAUUUAUUACUAGAUGUUACCUAUAUUUAUUAUAGAGUUGAUUUUUUUUUUAAAAUUUUACUUUGAAAAUUCAUAUUACCUAAUUAUUAUUACCUAUACCAUUUGAGAGAAUUUAUUGUAGUUAUCAAGUACCUAAUAAAUGUGUUUAACUGCUAUUCUGAAUUUAGAUGCGAUUAGUAUACCUUUCAUAUUACGUACGGUUUGGUAUACUCCAUGCUCAAUUAUCUAUACGUAAACGUAUGCAUUAUUUAAUUGAACGUCGUUAUUGUUAAGCCCUCUUCGUAAUAAAUUACGGAAAAUUUCUACAGAAGAGUUGAAAUUUUCGAUAGCUUUUAUAAAAGAGGCGUUAGCAUAUAAUUUUAAGCUAAUUUUGAUUAGAAAUGCAACUCUUUAUCACGCGUUCGACGUGUAAACGUAAUUAAUAAACUGCACUGUUUCAGUUUCCUAUUAAGUAUUACAUAUCUAAUUUCCGUUACAUAUUCUAUUUCUACCUAUCAAGUUUUGUUUAUGGUAUAUUCACAAAAUAAUUGCACUAUUUCACUUCACAACGGGUAAAGAAAAUUCACCAGUUAUUAAGAAAUUAACCUUAAAGGUUAACAAAGUCUUUCUUAUUUUUCUAUUCAAACGGAAUUGGAGUUUAGUUGCAUUAUACAUACUCGUAAAUGCAAAUUCAUCGUACAUUUUCACAUUUCAACAACCCACCAACACAUUUGAUCAUCACGCUGACAUUUUCAUGUUGUAAAUAAUCGCUUAUUUUACAUUUUUUUUCGUUUCACAACACAAAAAGGUACAAAACUACACAUACAGGACUGUACAUAAUCGACAUUACAAUCAACUCACAAGCUUCUCUCAUUCCAUUUCGACAAGCAACUCGACUUUCGGUUUUUGUAUAUUGUACCUACCGAUGUGUAUUUUAAUGUAUGAUAAAUUAUUAAAUUCUCUUCCAACAUGAUUAUGAACUUUCAUCUGCUCAAUUUGGAGCGGUACCUAUUAAUAAUAUUUCGACUGCUGCCAUUAUUGAAAUUCAAUUCAUUAAGCUUUAGACAGCUAAUUCGAUUUGCUGAAGUAGAGAAUUGUUAAUUGUACUACACGUACGUAUUAUGUAUUGUAAUUUCAUUCAAUUUACUUACCAAAUACUUUCUUUUCAAUUUACGGUUGUAAUUUAUUGUAAUAUAUCUAGGAAAUUGUUGUCGUUAUGAAUUUCGACGUAGAAUAUACCUACAAGGUACUAAGAUGUAAUGGAAAUGGUUGUUUCGUAAUACGAAAUUUUCGUUCGUAGUGUAGUCGUAUAUUCUUACGAAGAAUAAAUCAUUAUUAAAUCUGA